AUGGCCGCUCGGCAUUCGCGCAAGCUUUUGAGACCUCUCCUGUACACAUCCGCGGCUGCCGCCGCUGGUGCAGGUGUUCUCUACAUUUCUUAUCGCCCGCGAAACAUUCCCGGCCUCGAAGCUCCCGCCGUUCCUCCUCCUGGCUACCGUGAAGGCAAGCUGGUACCUCCUAGCUUCCCUCAAAUUAAGUCUCGCCUCGAACAGAUUGAGGAUCUCAAGCGCAGUAACCAAGAAGAGGAAUAUGACCUGUUGGUGAUUGGUGGCGGUGCGACUGGAUCCGGUAUCGCACUAGACGCCGCCACCCGUGGCCUCAAGGUCGCAGUGGUGGAGAGAGAUGACUUCAGUGCCGGAACCAGCAGUAAGAGUACCAAGUUGGUACACGGUGGUGUCCGUUACCUAGAAAAGGCUGUUUGGGAGUUGGAUUACAACCAAUAUGCGCUGGUCAAGGAGGCGCUCAGAGAACGCAAGUACUUCCUGAACACUGCGCCUCAUCUGUCAUCAUGGCUUCCGAUCAUGGUCCCCGUUCAGAAAUGGUGGCAGGCUCCCUAUUUCUGGGCUGGUACCAAGGCCUACGAUUUCUUGGCUGGUUCCGAGGGUAUCGAGUCCUCCUACUUUUUGACCAAGAGUAAGGCCAUUGACGCCUUUCCCAUGCUCAAGCGUGACAACAUUAUUGGUGCCAUGGUCUACUACGAUGGUGCUCACAACGACUCCCGUAUGAACGUCUCCCUCGCCAUGACUGCUGCGCUGUACGGUACCACCGUCGUGAACCACCUGGAGGUUACCAGUCUCACCAAGGAUGCUUCUGGCAAGCUUUGCGGUGCGCGCGUGAAGGACAUGAUCACCGAGAAGGAUGGUCAGACGGCUGCGGAGUUUGGUAUCCGCGCCAAGGGUAUCAUCAACGCCACUGGUCCCUUCUCCGACUCUAUUCGCAAGAUGGAUGAGCCCGACGUCAAGGAGAUUGUGGCCCCCAGUGCUGGUGUCCACAUUAUCCUCCCCGGUUACUACUCCCCCUCCAACAUGGGUUUGAUCGACCCCUCUACCUCGGAUGGACGUGUCAUCUUCUUCCUGCCAUGGCAGGGCAACACCAUCGCCGGUACCACAGACCAACCCUGUGAAAUCGAGACCCAGCCUCAGCCCACUGAGAAGGACAUCAACUGGAUUCUUUCUGAGAUCCGCGGUUACCUGGCACCCGAUAUCACCGUGGACCGUAGCGAUGUUCUUGCCGCUUGGUCUGGUAUUCGUCCCUUGGUGCGGGACCCUAAGGCCAAGAACUCCGAGUCCCUGGUCCGUAACCACUUGGUGACCGUCUCCCAGUCUGGACUUCUGACCUGCGCCGGUGGCAAGUGGACCACUUAUCGCCAAAUGGCCGAGGAGGCCGUUGACGAGGCUAUCAAUGUCUUCAAGCUGAAGCCCCGUGAAGUGGCCACUCUCCCCGAUAUCUCCGGUGUUGGUGGUAGUGGUCUCGUGGCUGACGGUGCCGUUCUCGACGGUAGCUGCCAGACCCACCAGGUGCGCCUGAUCGGUGCUCACGGUUUCUCCAAGACCCUCUUCAUCAACCUUAUCCAGCACUUUGGUCUUGAGACUGACGUGGCUAAGCACCUGACCGAGUCCUACGGUGACCGCUCAUGGCAGGUCGCUGCUCUGUCCUCUCCCACCACUGAACGUUUCCCUGUCCGCGGCUGCCGUAUUUCUCCCUUGUACCCCUUCAUUGACGGAGAGGUUCGCUACGCUGUCCGUCACGAGUACGCCCAGACUGCUGUCGAUGUGAUUGCCCGCCGUACACGUCUCGCUUUCUUGAACGCCGAGGCUGCCCUCGAGUCUCUUCCCAGUGUGAUUGACUUGAUGGGCGAGGAGUUAAAGUGGACCACCGAGCGCAAGGAUCUUGAGUGGAAGGAUUCGUUGACCUACCUUUCCUCCAUGGGUUUGCCCAAGAGCUUUAUGGGUCUCUCGCGCCACGAUGUGCAAGAUGGACGUGUCAAGCAGGUUGAUGACCAGGAGCGUGCUACAUUCUCCCGAAUUGAACCCCCUGCGGAUAUCCUCGAGAGUGACGCUCGUGUGACAACCCCUGCACCCCCUGCUGUCGCAGUCAAAUAG
Penicillium nucicola is the source of this 2094-nucleotide messenger RNA. Its product is annotated as glycerol-3-phosphate dehydrogenase GUT2. NCBI's taxonomy places the organism in Eukaryota, Fungi, Ascomycota, Eurotiomycetes, Eurotiales, Aspergillaceae. Bases 1 to 2094 code for a protein of 697 amino acids. The record is from RefSeq and is a predicted model, not a curated record. The transcript has 3 exons. Gene Ontology annotation, molecular function: glycerol-3-phosphate dehydrogenase (quinone) activity. Gene Ontology annotation, biological process: glycerol-3-phosphate metabolic process. Gene Ontology annotation, cellular component: glycerol-3-phosphate dehydrogenase (FAD) complex; mitochondrion.